GAAAGUGCCAAUGCUGUAGGCAUGCCCUUUAUCAAGCAGGGAAAGACACCUACAUCAGCCACCACUUCUCUUUUCACCUCUCCCUCGUCCUUCCCAAAGUGUGGUCCACAGACCAGGAGUGCUCCAUUACCUUCAUUCAGGUGGCCUGUGGUUUGUCUGUAUGAGCGCAGUUAAAAACCAUACAGCUGCAUUACAGGCAGAAUAAUCAUUAAGUGGUCCUCCAAGACGCGCAGCAAUUUUCAAGAGGGUAGUGCGGGGGGGGGGGGCGAGUUGGGAGAUCACUGCCUUAUAUGUUGCAUAAACUUGUACUACCCUACCAUUUGAAUAAGUGAUUAGCAAGCAAGGCUCAAAUUUCCCCAUAAGCCUAUUAUCAUUUCAUCACCCUUCCCUUAUUCUAAUCGUGUUAGUUAAUUCAACCAAGUACAGUAAAUGAGUCCCAUAGUCUGAAAAGCCAUUCUUGCAUAGAGGAUGGGUCAAAGUUACUUGUGGACCCAGUGCCCCUCCAGCCUGAGGAUGCAGCGCUGCCAGUCUCAGACCGAGAGGACUCCAUCAUAGAUACCCCACCAAGACCAGAGUCUCUCCUGCCCCCUCAAAACUGCCCCUUAUCUGAUCUUGCUCUUCUUCAGUUCUUUUACCCAAAGGCAUUCCUGUCCCUCAAUGUCUCGUCAGCAAAUGUACCUUAAGAAAAACAUACAGCAAGCAAUGGUAUACAGUUAGCAUGAUUAAUUAAUUCUAAUACGCAUAAAUAAUGGAUGUUUCUAAUUUUUGUAAUACUAUGCAACCUCAGUUUUCUGCUACUGCCCUGGUAGAAACAUGAAAGGUUUUACUCAUGAUUUAUUUAGUCCUCACAGUGAGAGACAAAAAAUCCAGACAUCCCUCAAUGAUGGAGUUGCUCACUCUGGCUCCUCCCCCUUCCCUCUCUCCCAAUAGCAUCUGACCCUACGGUGGCCACCUGUGGUCAAAUGAUAAGAUAAGAUAUCUUUAUUGUCAUUGUCCCCUUGCGGGAACAACGAAAUUACUCGGUUGCUACAUCCACUCAGAUAAAGCAUUCCGCAUAAUCCAAAAUUACAAAAAGCUAAUUAAAAACAGUAAUUAUACUACAAAAUGACAAGUAAAAUAAGAUGACUUCAAAGUCCGGGCUUUCCAUUUAAGGCCAAAAUUGCUCUAGAGAAGAAACUGUUCCUGAGACGGCUCGUUCUUGCCUGCAUUGUUCUAUAUCUCCGUCCUGAUGGCAGGAGCUGAAAGAAAUGGUGACCAGGGUGCGUUGGAUCUCUUGAUAUAUCUAGUGCUUUUUUAUGGCACCUGGUGGUGUAAAUUUGUUCUAAGGUGGUGAGUGAGCAGCCAAUAAUGCUCUCUGCUGUUUUAAUAAUUCUACACAGCCCUGCUCUGUCCUGGGAAGUACAGCUUCCGUACCACACACAUAAACCGUACGUGAGCACGCUCUGUAUGGCACAGUGAUAGAAGGCAAGCAGCAGCUUUUGUGGAAGAUGGUUUUUCCUUAAAAUUCUCAAAAAAUACAGUCUCUGCUGCGCCUUCUUCACAAGCCCCCUUGUAUUAACACUCCAGGACAGAUCCUCCUGUAACUCAAUGCCUAGAAAUCUAAACGUUGUUACCCUCUCCACACAAAUUCCAUCAAUCAAGAGUGGCUGGACCUCGUUCUUCUGUCUCCUAAAGUCCACCACAAGCUCCUUAGUUUUCUUUGUGUUUAUGAGCAAGUUGUUGACUCUGCACCACUCUGUCAGCCGCUCCACCUCAUCUCUAUACUCAGUUUCACCCUCCUUAUCAGAGAUGAGCCCGAUGACGGUUGUGUCAUCUGCAAAUUUGACAACCCUAUUUCUAGGGUGGGCAGCGACACAAUCAUAUGUAUAAAGAGUAUAAAGGAGCGGACUAAGCACUCUGCAUCCGUUGCUCUUGCACUAUUAAUAAACACCAAGUUCUAGGAGACGGUGGAUCAUCUAUGCCAGGCAUGGCCAAACUCCCAUCAUCCCUAGCUAUCAGGACCAGUGGUCAGGGAUGAUGGGAAUUGUAGUCCCAAAACAUCUGGAGGGCCAAGCUGUUUGGCCAUGCCUGAUCUUUGCUGUCUAAUGAAGUGUCUGCUGGCUGCUCUGCCUCCCAUAUCCUUCCCCUAACACCUCAUAACUUGGCUGUUUGCCUGUCUCUAAACUGUUAUCUACCUCAUAGUUCUGCUGUAAUUCAAUGCUGCCUCCCUCUUCCCUGGCAACUACAGUAAAAACGGGGGACAAUCUCCACCAUUCCUCCUCUUCCAGUUCCUCUUCAUUCCAGUCUCUGACACAUUGCACUGUUGGGAAAUGCAGAACAUGGACCAAUACAAGAGACAAGAAAGUUAUAUAAUCCUGGUUGGAGAAUCUGAGGGCUAGAUUUAGCCUUUGGGUUGGCCUGGCAAAGGCCUUAGUCAGUUUGGCACAGACUAGGAAGAGAGAUGGCUGUGCUGAAUGCACGCAGUGUCCUGGUGACUGGGUCCAAUCGGGGUAUUGGCUUUGAGCUGGUCAAACAGCUGGUUGGGAAAAGCAACCGGCCAGAAUGGAUCUUUGCCACCUGCCGGGACCCAGAGGGACCACGUGCCCAGGAAUUGAAGAAUUUGGCUGCUAAGCACCAGGGAGUAGAGAUUCUUGCACUGGAUACUUCCGAGCCAUCUAGUGUCAAGGCUGCUGCAACUCGAGUCACAGAGGGGUUGAAGGGAGCUGGGCUAAAUCUUCUGAUAAACAAUGCUGGGAUUGCAAAGCUAAGAACUCUGGAAACAGAGACACCAGAGAGUAUGGCUGAGGUAUACAAAACCAAUGUGAUUGGUAGCAUGUUGGUGACUCAGGCAUUCCUGCCCUUGCUGAAGAAGGCAUCCCAGGAAAGUCCCCAGAAAGGGAUGAGCUGCAGCAAAGCUGCCAUUAUCAAUGUAUCCAGUGAAGCCGGUUCCAUUAAAAAUGUCCUUAUAUGGAGUGAAGGGCAAAUCAUUGGUUACCGUUGUAGCAAGGCUGCUCUGAACAUGCUCACCCGGUGCCAGUCUCUGGGGUAUGCCAAAGACAACAUCCUGUGCAUUACAUUGCAUCCUGGGUGGAUACAGACAGACAUGGGAAAUUCAUUGGGGCAGCAGCCCCCACUGACUGUGGACUACAGUGCGCAAGAAAUCCUGAACACCAUUUCCUCUCUCUCUGAGAAAGACCAUGGCACAUUUGUGAACUUGGAUGGGAAAGUCCUUCCCUGGUAAAACACCAAACAACCUGCUUGUCUGCACUGUAGAAGGAAACCCCUCACUACCAGGCAACAUAAACACAUGAGAAGACAUGCCUUUUUUUCCUUCUACUUCUUUAAAAAUUACAUCUUCAACUGAAACUCUCACCAUCUAGCCUUCCUUUGAACUACUCUGUGUAAUGAUGUUAAUUCCAAGUGACUUUUGCAGUCUCACUUACUUAUAUUUCUUUUUAACAGUGCAAGUCAUCUGUUAACUCAUUUAUUCACACUUUCAAGAUACAGGUACCAAGGGUGCUAGUUAGCCUCCACUGCACACAUGUUAUGGAUGCUUCCAAAUGUGGGUGACCUAGCAACAGCCAGUGGUUGCUGUUCUGCUUCAAGCAUUUGAAGGGUCACAGCUAGAGAUUUGCUAUAUCUAAUGCAGAUAUUUGGAGAAGUGCUGUAACAGCUCAGCGGCAGAGCCUCUGCUUUGCAUGCAGAAGGUUCUAUGGUCAACCUGAUUCCUCCAAGAAUAUAGAAUCAUAGGAAUGCCCCUAGUCUGAAAACCCAGAGAGCCUCUGCCAUUCAGUGUGGACAAUACUCAGCAUGAUGGACACAGUAUACCGCAGCUUCAUUCCUAUGUUCCUCCCUCAGGGGCUGGUCGGCUGUUUGGCAGAGGGAGGCAGAAAGUAAACAAUGUUCUGUGAUUAUCUAUUAGAGAGGAACACAUAAACACACACACACACACA
This is a messenger RNA of Zootoca vivipara (common lizard), 3932 nucleotides long. RefSeq lists its product as uncharacterized. NCBI's taxonomy places the organism in Eukaryota, Metazoa, Chordata, Lepidosauria, Squamata, Lacertidae. The record is from RefSeq and is a predicted model, not a curated record. Gene Ontology annotation, cellular component: cytoplasm. Gene Ontology annotation, molecular function: oxidoreductase activity.